CUGGCUGGCUGACUGGUUGGCUCCUCCUUCACUCCUUCAGUCGGGUGGAGGGUGUACAACCACGCGGUCACGCCAGCAAACACCUCCCGCUGCCCGUGACACACACACGCACACGCAACACAUCUACUUCGACACACUUACUCUCGUCUCUGUUAACCGGCGCGAUGGUAUCCACAACCGUCCUACGCGUGAUCUUCCUGACGGUACUUCUCGCUACUGUCGAUGCCCAGCGAAAUCGGCAGAAGCAGAAGCCCGCACGAAGGAGGCCAGGACCAUUGACUCGCCAAGAUGGUCUAACGCCGCUCAUCGCCACUUGUCAAGGGAAGGAGAGUUUCGAGCUAAUCACCGGCUUCGUUUACUCAGCUUCAGCGGAAGAUAUCAUUGCCUCUCGCGUUGGCACUCUCCUGCUCAGCGAAUGCCUCGACCUGUGUCGCGCCAAUUCCCUCUGCAAGGCAAUCAACUUCGAGACUGGGCUGUGUGUGCUCUUCAAGUCUGCAGUCGAGGAAAGAUCAGAGCUCCUGGCGCGGUCCCAGUUCCCGGUGUUCACGCUGUACGCGCAGAAGGUGUGUCUCUCUGUUGACGCGCCGCUAUGUGCCUCCUGGGCUUUCGAAAGUGUGCCGGACCUCGCCCUCAGCCACUUCAUCGAGGAGGAGAAGACCCACAUCGCAGAGUCCAGGACCGAGUGUGUGGAGGCGUGCAUGCUGGAGACCUCAUUCUCCUGCAGGUCCAUCACUUACCACAACACAACGAAGGAAUGCGUCUUGUCGAGGGCGAAUCGCAACAUGGUGGGACGCAGGCCGCUCCUAGACGUGUCCAUCGGGGCGGUGUAUGUCGAGGUAGCGUGCGUGCCCCAGCUGCAUGAGAUGUGUGAGUUUACGAAACUGCGAAACAAGAUCCUGAAGACUGUUGACUCUGUGUACGAGGAUCUGGAGACCACGGAAGAAUGCAGGGAGAGGUGUAUGAAAGCCAACUUCACGUGUCAUUCCUUCGACUUCAUGUCCGCUGGGGAGAAGAUAUGCCGUCUCUCCCACCACUCCUCGUCGACCCUUGCCCACAUUCAGGAACCUUACCUUCUCCUUGACAACUCCACCACUUACGAGAGGCACGCUUGUUACCAGGUCUCCGUGGAGUGUCGCGCCGCGGAGAUGCUCGCCCACAUUUCCACCUCCACGAUCUUCGACGGCAAGAUCUACUCCAGGGAGCGACCCAACUCCUGCAGGGUGGACGUGAACUCCAGCACUGAGUUCAGCAUCACCUUGCCCUACAAUGAUAUGAAGUGCGGCGUGGCGCAGGAUCCUCCCUCCACCUUCACCAGUAACAUUGUCAUCCAGCACCACGAUAUGAUAGUGACCUCAGCGGACGUUGGCUUGGUGCUUCACUGCCACUAUGACAUCAAGAACCAGACAGUCACCAACUCCCUUCUCUCGGGUCUGGAAGUGAGAAGCGACGUGAACAGGACAGAAUUCUACGAGGAAACAGUUGUGGACUCACCUGACGUGGUGAUGCGGGUCACUGAUGGCUCUGGACUGGAUGUUGCGAGUGCACAGGUCGGAGACAGCCUUGCUCUCCGCUUUGAGAUUCUGGAUCCAAACUCGCCCUAUGAGAUCUUCGUGCGGGAGUUGGUGGCGAUGGACGGCGAGGACAACGCUGAGAUCUUGCUUAUUGAUGGUAACGGCUGCCCCACUGACCCCACAAUCAUGCAGAAAGUGGUACAGUUGAAUGGAAGUGGAAAGAUCCUCCUCGCGCCCUUCCAAGCCUUCAAGUUCCCGUCCUCCGAGAUGGUGCAGUUCCGCGGGCUUGUCACGCCAUGCUUCCCCAAAUGUGAGCCUGUCCAGUGUCAAGUGCCAAGCUUCGAUGGGGUCUCUCGCUCCCGUUUCUCCUUCGGCAAGAGGAAGAGGAGAGAGGUUCAAGAGGCCGACGUGCUCGUGGUUCAGUCCGUUCACAUCACCGACAAGUUUGAAUUCUCAGCAAAGCAGAGGAAGGAGAAUGAGGUGUCAGUGGAAGCGCAAGGCAGCUGUUCCUCCUUCACGGGCGUGGUGGUGGCCGGCGCACUGUUCCUGGCGGCGCAGUUGGUCAUGCUGAUGGCGUGGAGUUACCUAUGGCAUAAGAAGCGCGCCACGAAGCAGAUUGAUCCUACACCACCAACGCCGUCACUUUACCACAUGGGCUCCAGUGCAUCCCGGGCCUCCUCCACCUCCUACCUCACUGACUGACUGCAUCGGCCUCACUGACUCUGCUCUUCCCGUCACUGUCAUCACGUCCCCUCCGCUGCUGCCCUGCCUUGUCUUCUGGUACGAGUAAAGGGCGUCGAGUAGAGGGUUGAGAAAUCACACUGUAAGAAUAUACGAGUCUUCCUUUUGAUCUUCCAGUAAUGUGGUGUAGUGUUAUUUUAGUAUGGAGUUGUGUAAUUUGGUAGUCUAUAUAGAAAUGGUGUAGUUGUCUUUCUAUCUCAGCAAUGUGUUGUAGUAGUUCUCCUCUUCCUCCUCCUCCUCCUCCUCUUACUACUGCUACUACUACUACUACUGUUCAUGUCUACAUUUCUGCGCAUUUCAGUUUACAUUGGUAUCAUUUCUUAUCACGAACGGUUUCAUUAGAGCCAACGCGUCUGCUGCUGUUUUGUUUUUUCGUUGUGUUCGUUCUGUUGCGUCUGUGGGUGGUUUGUGUUCUAUGUAUAGAAUUAUUUGCUUACUUGUUGAUAUCUUGAGUCAUUUAUUGAAUCUGAUAACUUUAAUGAAUGCGUAUGGAAAGAUAAUGAGGAGGGAGAUUAUGUAAUUACUACUACUACUACUACUACUACUACUACUACUACUACUACUACUAUUACUAUUACUACCACUACUACCACUACUGCUACCACUACCACUACUACUACUACUACUACUACUACUACUACUACUACUACUACUACCACUACCACUAUCACUAUUACCACUAUCACUACUACUACUACUACUACUACUACUACUACUACUACUACCACUAAGGUGCUAAUGGUGAUGAUAGCAAGACGGGAAAUGGAAACAGGCAUUGUUGUUAACAUUGUUAUUAAUACGUCUAUUGUUGUUGUCUUGGUGUGAAGGUGAACUUAGUACAUUAUAAGUGGCAUUAGUUACUACUCACUCGAAAUCAACAGGGAGUUAUUACUAUUAUUACUAUUACUAUUAUUUAAUACUUUCGUUACGUGAUAGGCAAAGUGUAUGAGUGUUCUAACCUCAAGCUUAGUUGAAUCUCUCUCUCUCUUUCUCUCUCUCUCUCAUUGCUGUAAUCCCUUAAAAAGCAUCAAUACCUCUAUAAGAACACUAUAAGGGUGCUGGAUUCUCUAUUAACAGCUGCUGUGGGGCGCAUUUCUCCUUAACAACCAUUACCUUUACGGGCAUUGCUAUUAUAGGCAUUAUGAGGUACCGCAUUAUGGCGUUUCGUUCGGUAGUACAAUAAGUUAUGGAUGGUGAUUAGGUAAAGAUUACAUUUCUCUCUUUACGGUAAAAGUCAUACAUAAAUAGACGAACAGGUAAAAUGGUAAAGAAUUCUCCAGGCUUCACUGUAAUGUAGUCUAUACAGAAUCACCAUUGUGUGUGUGUGUGUGUGUGUGUGUGUGUGUGUGUGUGUGUGUGUGUGUGUGUGUGUGUGUGUGUUAUUUAUAAUGUAAGUCUCCUGUGGUGUGAUGUGUCGUGUCGUGUGAAAAUACACGUUUAUUGCUAAAA
Molecule: messenger RNA, 3701 nt
Organism: Portunus trituberculatus (swimming crab)
Lineage: Eukaryota; Metazoa; Arthropoda; Malacostraca; Decapoda; Portunidae
Source: RefSeq, a predicted model, not a curated record